CCUUCGCCGACCUUCGCCCUCCAGCAGCCCCCUUCCCCGCGCCCAGUGACCACAUGAGGUUUUUCAGGUUGACCUUCAAGUGCUUCGUGGAUUGUUUCUGAGUCCCCGCGACCCCCCCGCCGCCGCCCGCGACUCGAGCCCCUGCCCCAGCGAGCCCCCCCCCACUCCCGCCCACAGAGCCCCUCGUCCACCUCCUCCCGCUCGCCCCUUGCCAGGGGGGCUCUCCCCGCAGCUAGCGCGCCCCGCUCUUCUUCCUCCUCCUCCUUCCAGCAUCGGCCCGAUCCGCCUGGAGGGGGGCGGCCGGGACUCGGGGAUCCCCCCCGGCGCCAUGGCCAAGGGGGCUUCGUCGGAGAGCAGCGCUUGCGGCGGCAUUUACAGCGUCUCCGUGGAACAGCAAGACAAAAAGACGGGGCGCCCCGCCGUCGCCAUGUGCCAGCAGGGAGCCCCCACCGCGGGCAAAGGGGAGGACGUCGACCCCUCCGGACCUGCCCUGGCCUUGCCAGCCCCCGAGAGGGAGACCUGGACCCGGCAGAUGGAUUUUAUCAUGUCCUGCGUGGGCUUCGCCGUGGGGCUCGGGAACGUGUGGCGAUUCCCCUACCUGUGCUACAAGAACGGGGGAGGUGUUUUCCUCAUCCCUUACCUUCUUAUUGCCCUCAUUGGCGGGAUUCCCAUCUUCUUCCUGGAAAUUUCCUUGGGGCAGUUCAUGAAGGCCGGGAGCAUCAAUGUAUGGAACAUCGCACCACUUUUCAAAGGACUUGGGUUUGCCUCCAUGGUGAUUGUCUUCUAUUGCAACACCUACUACAUCAUGGUGCUUGCCUGGGCUUUCUACUAUCUGGUGAAGUCUUUCACGGCUACCCUGCCCUGGUCAACCUGUGGGAACCCAUGGAAUUCCGAUGAGUGCGUAGAGAUCUUCCGGCACGAAGACUGCGCCAAUGGCACUGGCAGCGGCAACCUUACCUGCGAUGAACUCUCCGACAAGAGAUCCCCCGUCAUUGAGUUCUGGGAGAAGAAGGUGCUGAAUCUGUCAGGAGGCCUGGAGAUCCCUGGCGAUAUCAACUGGGAGGUAACACUUUGUCUCAUGGCCUGCUGGAUCCUUGUCUACUUCUGUGUCUGGAAGGGUGUCAAGUCCACAGGAAAGAUUGUCUACUUCACUGCUACAUUCCCUUAUGUGGUGCUCAUCAUACUGCUUAUUCAAGGAGUGAUGCUGCCAGGAGCUCAGGAUGGGAUAAUCUACUAUCUCAAACCCGAUUGGUCCAAACUGGCCUCCCCUCAGGUGUGGAUCGAUGCCGGGACCCAAAUCUUUUUCUCGUAUGCCAUAGGACUGGGGGCACUCACUGCCCUGGGCAGCUAUAACCGGUUCAACAACAAUUGCUAUAAAGAUGCCAUCAUCCUGGCACUGAUCAAUAGUGGGACCAGCUUCUUUUCUGGCUUUGUGGUCUUCUCCAUCCUGGGCUUCAUGGCAGCAGAACAGGGAGUCGACAUCUCCAAAGUGGCUGAAUCUGGGCCUGGGCUGGCGUUUAUUGCAUACCCACGAGCUGUCACCCUGAUGCCCGUUGCUCCGCUCUGGGCUGCCCUCUUCUUCUUCAUGCUGCUGCUCCUGGGCCUGGAUAGCCAGUUCGUGGGCGUUGAAGGCUUUAUCACUGGCAUCCUGGAUUUCUUCCCGACCGCCUACGCCUUCCGAUUCCAGAGAGAGGUCAUCGUGGCCAUCAGCUGUGUUGUCUGCUUCUUCAUUGAGCUGUCCAUGGUGACCCAGGGGGGCAUGUAUGUCUUCCAGCUGUUCGAUUACUAUUCAGCAAGUGGCACAACACUUCUGUGGCAGGCCUUCUGGGAGUGUGUUGUGAUCGCCUGGGUUUACGGUGCUGACCGUUUCAUGGAUGACAUCGCCUGCAUGAUUGGUUACCGGCCCUUCCCGUGGAUGAAGUGGUGCUGGAUGUUCCUGACCCCUCUUGUCUGCCUGGGCAUCUUUCUUUUCAACGUUGCCUACUACAAGCCAUUGAUCUACAACAACACCUACAUCUACCCCUGGUGGGGAGAAGCCAUCGGCUGGGGCUUUGCACUAUCCUCUAUGCUAUGCGUCCCUCUCACCGCCCUCUACAAACUCAUCCGUGCCAAGGGAACGCUGACUGAGCGCUGGCACCACCUCACCCAGCCAAUCUGGGGCCUGCACCAUCUGGAAUACAAGGUGCCCGAAUUGGAGGAUUGUGCUCUGACCACCCUGACCCCCAUCUCAGAUGGGAGCGCCAAAGUUGUCAUCUUGGAAAGUGUCAUGUGACCAGCGCUCCCCCACCGUUUCCCAACAAAAAGAGGCACUAUUUCUCUGUGCCACUCAACCCCUGGCUGCCAAUGGGGGCCCAGGGGAUGCAAUUCACCUGCCAUGUGUUGAGUUGGGGGGCAGUGCUCCCUGCAUGUUGGGAAAAGGUAUUACUGGUUCUUUAUCCACUUUCCACCGUGUCCCCUCAGGGGCCAGAAUUAAACCUGGCUGAGGGGAGGGAUAACCAGCCCCUCAGAUCCCUGAGUGGAAGGUGGGAGUUCUAAAGGCCACGAGGGUGGUGGGAGGGAAGUGGGGUGGGGGAAGAGAGCCUUAGAUUUACAUUUUUUAAAAAGAAAAGUUAUUUUUUAAAGAUAAACUAUUUUAAAUUUCUAUGUAUACAUGAUAUAUAUAUAUAUAUAUAUCUCCAAAUGCACGGGAGGCAGACUUCCCUAGAGGUUUGGGAUCCAGAAGUCCUGGAAUUUUAUCUCCUGCUUUCUUGGAUCUGAACGGGUUAGAGGUGGAGAACCUGGGUUCUGUCUCCAGUUCUGUUGAGGGAAGUAAAGUCCGGCCGUUAGAAGAAGCAGGAAGAGUUCAAAAGGAUGCUAGCGGACAAGCCACCUGGGCGCUAUCUAGUAUAGAGAAUGGGGGUCAUUUCCAGCAGUUUGCAGCGAGACGCUGGGACUCUGUUCUCGGCUCCUUCCCUGUUGUCUUCAGGUGGUGAGUGUGCUCCCUGCUACCCUGAAUACCUUCUGAUUAGAGGACUGACACAGUCCAUGGAGUAGCCCUACUCUCCCACACCAUAUCCCACGUAAUCAACCAAUCACAGUUUUACUGGAAGCCCUCCCUACCCACGGAUGGAUUUUAGAAAGCAGCUGCACCACAAGACCCUGGCCGAAGUUUAUAACAACAUGGGAAGGAAUUAUUUUGUAAUGUGUCAAAGCCAGGUACGUAGAGCUGCUCUCAGUAAAAGGAAUGCUUUACAGGAAAGUGUUAAUAUUGGGUGGGGGGACCCUGAGUUUCAUAGUAUUAUGAAGUCACCAGAAAUUGUUUCAUUUGAGAAUAGGAAGGCACUAAUAUUCACAUUGGCCCCAUUCAGAAGACACCUUAAACCACGGCUUUUAACCAUGGUGGUUAAGCCAGAAAGCCUUAUUCACCAUGGUUAAAGCCAUGGUUUAAGGUGUCUUCUGAACAGGGCCUCUGUGAAAUAAGAUCAGGGUAGUAUAAACCCAAGUGCAGUUUCUUCCAAACAAACAAAACACACACACACAUCCCUUUCUCUCAAUUUCUUUCAUUCUUCAGCCCCUGCACUGCACCUUCCCAAACUCUCUAACACCACCAAUUAAUUCACCCUCAGGCAAGGCAGAUCAACACAGAGAAAAGAGAAGCCCUUAACAGAGCUGGAAAAAGAACCCAGGUAUCCUGUUGUCCCUAGCCAAGGUUAUACUCCAAACUCCUUACUCGUCUGACAGAAUCUUGCCCGUUCCCUGCCUCUGUAUCAGGUGGGAAAGCUCUGUCCCCUCAGAUGUUGUUGGAGUGCAACUCCCAUCAUCCCUGACCAUUGGCCAUGCUGACUAGGGCUGAUGGGAAUUGCACUCCAAUAACAUCUGGAGGGCCACAUGUUCCCCCACCCCUGCUCUACAUCAAGUAGCUGGUAUCCCUCCCCAAAAAUCUUUGCUACGCUUUUAAUUUGCACUUUUUCUAAGAGAGAGAAAGAGAGACUGUGUGCAUAUCUGAAACAAACAGAACUUUAACUGUGCGGAAAGCAAUCUAUUUUUAAAGGAAGCACUUAGGAAAGAGAUAUAUCUAAUUUUCUUAAUAUUUCUGUAGAUUAGACAAAAAAAGAAUGAGAGAGAGAGAGAGAGAAAUCAGAAUUUUAUUUUGUGACAAAAGUUAUAAAUAUUCUGUCUAUAUUUGUUUCGUAAAUCUAUCUAUAUGUGUGUGUGUGCGUGUGCGUGAGAUUAAAUAACAUAACAAGCCAACCUCAUGAUACAAGGGAUUGGGGAGUUUUUAAAUAGUAAAGGUUAGUGGGGAGGGGAGUUCAUGUCAGUGUAGCAAGUACCAAAUGAUGGAGGAAAAGUGAACAGGAUUGGGAAGAGGAUUCAACUGUGUCCGCACUAACCAACAGUUAUGUGGGUUUGUUCCAUCUUCAGCUGCAUGGAGCUUGCUCUCUCUACACCUAAUGCUGUCUUCUGGCACGAUCUGCUUUCAGGGCUUUUGAUGUCUUUUACUGCUACUUUAUAAAGUAGCUACCAAUCACAGAGCCGCUUCAGGCAUGACAAAAUUCCUGCACCAUAGAGCCUCCACAUUUAGGUGUUGUAUACCUCUGAAUACCAGCUGCUGAGGAACAAACCGGAGAGGACUAUAGCUUUCAUGCCCUGGUUGUGAGCCCCUCAAAGUCAUCUGGGCUGGCUUCUCUUAUCAACAGAAUACUGGGCUGGAUUGGACCCACAGUCUAAUCUUGCAAGUCUACAAAUGCCAUUAUCCCCAACCAGCAUGGGAGUAGUAGUCCAGCACUUCUGGAGGUCGCCUGGUUGGAGGCUGCUGGUUUAAGCGGGUAACAUUUACUUCCAAGUAGGAAAUAGUACACAACAGGCCUGUAGUUCAUCGCAUUUGAUCAAACAGCUGAAUACACUGCACAUGCUACUGUUAAGUAAGAUGUUCUACAUCCAAGUUGCAUGCUGUUUCUUUCCCAAAAUACAUAGGAGAUUUGUCAAGUCUGAACGUUUAAUGUAAUGUCUUUUAGCAGUUCUUUGGGGCGAAAAGUUUGGAGAUCUUCCAUCUGACUAUGGAAUUCUUAGUUGUUUAAUCACCUGCCUUUUGACCAAUUUAAAUAUACUUCCAUAUUACCAAGAUCUCAAUAUUGGUGCCUUUUUGAGAUUUUUUUUUUUUACUUUGUAAGCGCAAGACUUGUGACUCGCUAUUAGAAUGAAAAGCCAUCUUUGAAACUUUUUCACUAUCUUUUCCCAUUACGGUAGUAGAACAUCAGAACUAAAAUAGCUGCAAAAUAUGUAUGCUCUUUAUUUUCAGCCCCAGCAACUAAAAUUACAUUUUGCAGCCUUAUUUCUUAUGAUCGUGUCUACUCAGGUUCAACAACCUUCACUAACAGAGACCCCGUUUCAGCAUUUUGCACAAACUUGACCAUUUGUAUUCUUACUAAGUCAUCUUUUCAGUAUUUUUAAAGAUUUUACAUGUACACACAACCGCUGUUUGAGCAAUGUAUAAGUGGGGUACAGAAAAUAGUAUGUAUAGAUCUGCUGCAAGGUGUAUGUAUGUGAGUGGGGGAGGUAUUUUGUUUUUUUAACUAAUCCUAUCCAGAAAAUUGAAAUAACAUCUCUCUUCCCACCACCCCUGGGAAGAGGAAGCCCUUGUAUAUUGUUGACUGGCUACAAAAGUGCAAAACUUUCAAACCAUGCUGUAUUGGAACAACAAGAAACAUUGCAUUAAGAAACAAACAUUGAUUAACAAAGGGACUCCGUUGUGGACAUCAGCCUUAGAGGUGGAACUAGGCUUUGGUGCAGAACUGGUCAGAUUCCAGAUUUGCUUCGGCAUUUGCAGAGAAUAAUUUAGAUGUUUUCCCCAAAACCAUGCUACGAGCAUGCUGGUCAGUUGUUUUCCAGAAGCAUCUGUUGCAAGCCUUGCUCUCUCUCUCCCUUGCCAUAGGUUGCUUUGGGUGUUAGGAUAACCCCAUAGAGCCUUGCUCUUUCUGAGCCUUCCCUUUGCUGCCAGUGUUAUAGGGCAGGGGUGAACAAUUUGUGACCUUUCAGAUGUUUUGGCUUAUAAUUUCCAGCAGUCUAACCAACGUAACCAAUGGUGAGGGAUGCUAGGAGUUGUACCCAAAACAUCUGGGGGGCCACAGAUUGCCCACUCCUGACAAAGGCCUUAGCUAGACCUAAGGAUUAUCCCAGGCAAAUGGAGGGGUCAUCCCUGCCUGCUCCCGGGAUCCCCUGUGUAUCAUUUGGAUGCACAGGGACGAUCCCGGGAUAUAGGCCUGGUCUAGCUAUGGCCAAAGGGUUUCUUGUGGAGGAGGAAGAGUGAUACCAGUAGAAGAAAGCAAUCAUUCAUCAUCAGUUUGGCCUAGGCCUGGCCAAGGGUUACUAUACCUCUGUCUACAACAAAGAAUUCCUUCUUUGACACCCCCAAUCCCAUUUCUGUGACAUUUUUAGAAAGGAGCUGGGCUAACCUUUUCCCGGCUGGAUGAGUAAUCAAAUUGUAGGUUUGGUUUGUACAAUUCAGGCCAUUUCCUGGGUUUUGAUUAGGGUUGAGUUUUCAGCUGGCCUAGAAGUUACAUGUUCUGUACUAAAUACCCCCCCUUGCGCGCGCACUUUGUGAUUGGCUCGUCCUUCCUCUUCCCCAUUUCUGCCCCCCUCCCUCUGUAACCCUGCCUCUCCUGACACAAUUCCUGUCCCACCAUCCCACCACACCGAUCAAACAGAUUGAUGUCCUAGGACUGAGGCAGAGGUGAAAUUCAGCCAGAUUUUGCUUCGUUUUUCAAAGGCUGUUAACCUCAUUUAGGCAAGCUAUGAAAGUGGCUAUCAAUAUCUUGUACUCUCCCAGACCUAAGAGAUUAUAAAUUUAACUGCUUCGCUCAUAGAAAAAUUGGAGAGGAAUUUGCAGGCCUAUGCCGAUGAUCUCAUCGGUCUUUCGCUGUUGCUUUCAAUUGGAAGAUUGCAGCCCAUUCUCCAUAAAUUCUAAACUAUUGCACAGGAACAUUUUUUACACCUCUUCAUGCUCUCCUUACUAAUUUGUAGGCCAGCGUCAUGGCAACAUGUAGCCAAGAAACCAAUAUUUUCAAUUCUUGAAUGCCUGGGGAAUAAAUUGACAUGGUGUAGAACAACCUUCUCCCUGGUGCCCUCCAGUUGUGUUGGACUACAGCUAUCAUUCCCUGGGUAACUGGAGGAUUCUGAGUUAGAGUCCAGCACAUCUGGGGGGGGGGGGCAUCAGGUUGGGGAAGGCUGGUGUAGAAGGUGAAGGUGAAGUUUUGUUAACAAAUGUUGAUUCCAGGUGUAAAAAAGCGCAGAUUUGUUUAUAAACCUGAGAAUCCUGACCAGUUCCACCAAUUCGCAUUUCCACAAGAACUGUGAGAGUUCAUUUCCACCCGCAAUUGGGCCCAAGCUGAGGGAUUUUUCAGAUACCGUCUUUAAGAUGGCCUCAGAUCUGUGAAAGGGCCAAGUUUGCCCUCCAUCCUGCUGUAAACGGAAGAACAAAAUAGCUAUCCAAUGUCUCAUGUGCUCAGGGCCAGGUUUCCACAAGGAGGAGAGUAAAUUCAUCUCGCACGUACACUCACGCCUGCAUCGCCAGAGCCGUGGGAGAAUCGAAAUGUCGUCUUCCAGGGUUUCAGCUUUAAAUCCCCCAGUGUUGUCUUAAUGCCGAGUGUUGUGUCAAACCUUCCUGCCUCACAUCCCACCCUGCAAAUCCUGCCCAGUGCAGGUUCUAUACCAUCUGUGAUUUUUAUUUUUUAUUUUUGUGCUAACUUAUCAUGGAACAUAGCAAUAAAAAGGAGUCACCCUGA
This is a messenger RNA of Elgaria multicarinata webbii, 7760 nucleotides long. It is a transcript of the gene SLC6A8, whose product is annotated as solute carrier family 6 member 8. Lineage: Eukaryota; Metazoa; Chordata; Lepidosauria; Squamata; Anguidae. The record is from RefSeq and is a predicted model, not a curated record. Gene Ontology annotation, molecular function: gamma-aminobutyric acid:sodium:chloride symporter activity. Bases 329 to 2272 code for a protein of 647 amino acids. The transcript has 13 exons. Gene Ontology annotation, biological process: sodium ion transmembrane transport. Gene Ontology annotation, cellular component: plasma membrane.